Molecule: messenger RNA, 5097 nt
Organism: Closterium sp. Naga37s-1
Lineage: Eukaryota; Viridiplantae; Streptophyta; Zygnematophyceae; Desmidiales; Closteriaceae
Source: the annotation of a GenBank genome assembly
AUGGAGAAGCGGCUCGUUGCGGCGGCUGUCACCGGGCCUGUCCCGGGCGUGCCACCGGAGCUGGCCGCUGCGGCUGCGGCACAGGUUCGGGUGGGGGAGGAGGAGGUUCGGUUUUUGGAGAGUCCGAGAGAGUGGAAUCUGGUGGAUCACCGGGGGGAGUUUCAGUUUAAUGCUAUCUUUGCAUUCCUGCGCAAGGCACAUGUGUGCGAGCCGCUGCUGCUGCAGGCACUCUUUUUCGCCCACCGCCUCACCCUACACGAUCUGCGAGCGUGCAAGAAGUGGGUGCUCAUGCUGCUCGUUGUUCCCAACCCUUGCUCCCCCCAUCCCUCUCUUUCCAACCCCUCUGUCCCCCACUCCCCACAGCACUAUCGGAGUCUCUUCUUUGCCCAUCGCCUCACACUGCACGACUUGCGCGUUGCUUCUUUCCUCUUCAACCCACUCCCCCCUCCCCCCUCCUCUUCAAAGCCUGUUCUUCGCACAUCGUCUCACCCUACACGACCUGCGGGCGUGCAAGAAGUGGGUGCUCAUGCUGCUCGCGCUGCUUCUGGGCUUCUCCGGCCGCCUGGACGAGCUAAACAAGAAAGACCUCGUGCAAGCUAUAGCCUCUCUUCCCACGCUGCUGCUCGCGCUCCUUUCCCCUCCUUUCCCCCUUAUUAUCGCCCCUUUCCACCCCUCCUACUUCCCUCCCUCCACCCCUUCAUUCCCCAUUCCCCACAGCACUACCAGAGCCUCUUCUUUGCUCACCGCCUCACACUACACGACCUGCGAGCGUGCAAGAAGUUGCACUAUCAAAGCUUGUUCUUUGCACACUGUCUCACCCUACACGACCUGCGGGCGUGCAAGAAGUGGGUGCUCAUGCUGCUCGCGCUGCUGCUGGGCUUCUCCGGACGCCUGGACGAGCUAAACAAGAAAGACCUCGUGCAGGCUAUAGCCUCGACAGACGCUUGGAAGGGGUAUGAGAAAAGGGGGAAGGAGUAUGAGAUAGGGGGGACUGGGAAUGCAACCAAUAGCUCAGGGCUCACGUCUCAAGGCUUGAAGAAGAAAGGGGAGGUCGUGCAGGCAAUGGCAUCGACGGACGCUUGGGGUGGGAGCGGAGAACGAGGGAGUGCAGGGGAGGGAGGAGUGGUUGAGAUGGGUUCAGAGGCAGGAGCAGGAGCAGUAGCAGGGGCUGGUGGGGGGGCUGGGGCGGCUGGAGGAGCAGGAGCAGCAGUAGGAGGAGCAGAAGCAGCGAGAGCAGCAGGAGGAGCAGCAGCAGUGGAAGCAGCAGGAGGGCGGGAUGUUGUGAUUGCAGCAGACAGGGGACGCACACAUGCAUCAUCGUCUCCUUCGUCUCUUGCCCCUCCUGGCGCUACCCCUGCCGCUACUCCUGCUUCCACUCCCCCUCCCCAUGUUCCUGCCACUAACGUCAGCAGUAAUCAUGCUAAUAAUAGCACAGCCCCUGCAAUUAUUAGCAAUCAUGUCGAUAUUGCCAAUAAUAGCAAUGAUGCCGAUAAUGGCAAUUGCUCCAGGAAAAGGUCUGCUCCAGGGAGAAUCCGGCCAAUCAAAUGCGCUCGUCUACUGCCGACCUCCCGCCAGGACCGGUCGGCAUUCCUCGUCCGCGUCCGGCAGGCGGGGGACGACGAGUUGGGCGGCGUGCUUCGGCAGUUUCUGGAGGAUCCUAAGCACUGGGCGUGCGCGCUGAAAGGGGGCGUGGUUGUAACGAGACUGGGGAAGUUCAUAAGGGAUAUGGCGGAAAACAACCCAACGAUGCUGGAGCCCUACCAGCAGGCCUUCUUCGCUCACGGCAUCGGCAUGAAGGAGCUGAGGGGGGAGAAGCGCAGUGCCCUGGAGCUCUUUGCAUACCUCAUGGGAGUCACAGGCAACAUGCGGGCAUGGAAGAAGCACCGGCUUUUAAAGAUCAUGUCUGAUAUGCCAGCCUGGCAGAUUCAUGCGACGCGAUUGGACGAGAUGGGCUUGGGGGGAGGUGUGGGGAAGAGGGGGUGUGGGGGGAGGAGGGGUGCUGACGGGGAGGCUAAUGGGGAAGGUGCAGGCGAGGGGUGCUCAGCUGCUGGUACUGGGGAGGCUUGUACAGAGGAUUGGAGGUCUGGAGGGGUGAGAAAUGGAAUGGGGAGGGGAGCAGGCGAAGAGGGAGAGGAGGAGGACGACGAGGAAGGGGAGGAGGAUGAAGGAGAGGAGGGAGGAGGAGAGGAGAUGUUUGGGGGAGCUGAAGUGAGGGAGAGAGAGGGGCAGGGCCAGAAGGUAGGUGAUGGGAUGAGCUGUUCUCGUUGCCUGCCGAUUGCUGGCCUGGUGCACUGGCAGAGGGGGGAGGGGCAGAGGAGGAAUGGUGAUGGGGAUGGGCGGAUAGGGGAGGAGAAGUGGCGGGGAAUGGGGGAGGAUGGGAAGGCGGAGGGGGGUGAACAGGUGGAGGAACGGGAGAAAGGGGACGAGAACGGGGAGGGGGCGGGGGAGGGGAAGGGGGAGAAUGGGGAGAAGGAGAAUGAAAAAGGGGAGGAAGAAGGAAAGGAGAAGGGGGAGAAAGGGGAAGGGGAUGAGGAGACCAUCAGGACGGCCUGUGCUCUGGCCGAAUCGACAGUCGAGUCAGCACCACAAGCUGUAGCAUCAGGGUGUUUAGCAGGAGAGAUAUCAACUCCAGAAACUGUAGCACCACAAGCUGUAGCGCCAGAGGCUAUAGCACCACAGGUUGUAGCACCACAGGAUACAGCACCAAAAGCUAUGACUCCUAAGGCUGUAGCACCACAACCUGUAGCGCCAGAGGGUUUAGCAGGAGAGGUGUCAACUCCAGAGGCUGUAGCACCACAAGCUGUAGCACCACAAGCUGUAACACCACAAGCUGUAACACCACAAGCUGUAACACCACAAGCUGUAGCACCACAAGCUGUAGUGCCGGAGGGUUUAGCACCAAACUUUGCAGCUCCAGACGCUUCGGCAGGAGGUGCACUGGAUUUACGUAGUGGUUCUGAGACUGUUGCAAACGGUGCUGUGGGGUUGGCAGGGGGCUCAGACGCAUGUGGUCUGACUGGUGUGGUUAGGAGAGCACCAAGGGUUGGCAAGAGUGGGGAGGGAGGGGAGGGAGGGGAGGUGGGGAAAGGUGGGGAGGGAAGGGGAGAAGGGGAAGGAGGGGACGGAGGGGAGGGAGGGGAUGGAGGGGAAGGAGGGGAAGGAGGGGAGGGAGGGGAAGCGGGAGAAGGGGGGGGAGGAGGGCCAGAUGAAUCACAGAGGAAGUCAGAGCCAAGGAGCCGUGCCAAGGUGCCGCAAUUCUUCCGAUACCUGCGGCACCUGCAGAGAAUAGGCUCGCCGCUGCUCAAGAGCCGUGCCAAGGUGCCGCAAUUCUUCCGAUACCUGUGGCACCUGCAGAGGAUUGGCUCGCCCCUGCUUAAGAGCCGUGCCAAGGUGCCCCAGUUCGUCCGAUACCUCCGGCACUUGCAGCGCAUAGGCUCGCCACUGCUCAAGGUGAAUGUUUUCCCAGAUGAGAGAUGUGUUGGGCGGGGAUGGGGUUUCAGAAGCACCUACACUGCGCUUCCCUCCCAGCCUUCCAAACCCUCCUCAACUCUCGAAACACCCCAUUCCUCCUUCCGCAUUCCCCGCUCUCCCCUCUGGCCCCUGCAGGCCUAUCGUGAAAUCUUCCUGUCUCACGGCCUCUCCUCCUCUCAGCUCCUGGCAGUCAAGAAGCAAGUGCUGAUGCUCUUUGCUGCCCUCUUUGGGAUCUCAACCAUCCAAACCCCUCUUCUUCCCUCCCCUCUCCCCUCCCUUUCUCUCCCCGGUCCCCCUGCCCCCCUCCUGCCCCUCUGCAGGCGCAGCUGGACGGCAAGAGCAAGGGGCAGUACGCUCUUGGGGGGAGGGGGAAGUACCACUUCUCUCCUCCCCUUAUAUCCCCAUUCCUCCCUCAUCUGUUCUCCCGUCUUUCCCCCCCUCCCCCCUCUCCCCCUGCAGGCCUAUAGGGAGAUCUUCCUGUCGCACGGCCUCUCCUCCUCGCAGCUACUGACCAUCAAGAAGAAAGCGCUGAUGCUCCUUGCUGCCCUCUUUGGGAGAGAAGAGCACUCCCCACAAUUCGCUCUCCUCCCCCUCCUGCCCCAUCUCCCCGUCUCCCUCUCCCCUCUCCCCACCACUCCGCCCAUCCCCCCCUCCCCCCCCUUCCAGGCCUAUAGGGAGAUCUUCCUGUCGCACGGCCUUUCCUCCUCUCAGCUGCUCACCAUUAAGAAGCAGGCGCUCAUGCUCCUUGCUGCCCUCUUUGGGUACCGCAGGCAGCUGGACGGCAAGAACAAGGGGCACUUCGCCAAUGCUUCUCUCCCCAGUCGAAAACGGUCCCUCUCAGAACUGCUGUUCCUGCAAACCAGCCAUGCUGGUUCGAACCAGCAGGCUCGGACCGAGCCUGAUCUGGAACCCGAGCCUGUGGCUUGUGCUGCUGCCGCCGCCGCUGCUGCUGCUGCUGCUGCUGCUGCUGCUGCUGCUGCUGCUGCUGCUGCUGCUGCUGCUGCUGCUGCUGCUGCUGCUGCUGCUGCUGCUGCUGCUGCUGCUGCUGCUGCUGCUGCUGCUGCUGCUGCUGCUGCUGCUGCUGCUGCUGCUGCUGCUGCUGCUGCUGCUGCUGCUGCUGCUGCUGCUGCUGCUGCUGCUGCUGCUGCUGCUGCUGCUGCUGCUGCUAGCCCUGGUUCAGGUGCUCUGUUGCAGCUGGAAAAGUUGCAUCAGGAGUUCUGCCAGAUUGUGGAUCGUUGUGGUGAUGCUGGUGCUGGUGGCAGGGGGAUAGCAGCCAGUGCUGCUGACCCUCGGGGAAAGGGUGAGGGAGAUGAAGUCUUGAGUUGCCGCAAGUGCAGUGAGGACACGACGAGGGGAGAGGUUGAGGGUGUUGGAGAAGUGAAUGGAGUGGAGGGAGGGGCAGGAACAGGGGGGAGAGUGGAUGGGCAGGGUGGGGAUGUGGGAGUGUUGGAGUAUGCAAAGGAGGGUGCGGGAGGAGGGGAGGAGACUGUUGGAGGGGAGAGGACGGGAGGAGGGAAGGAGGUGCUGAUGAGAGGCAGAUGGCAACGGGCAGUGCAGCUGAGCUGGCUCUCAGCAAUUGUUGCCCAGUGCGAAUUUCUGAAUAAAGAACAUGGAUUAUCAAUGUAA